Molecule: messenger RNA, 2746 nt
Organism: Poecilia latipinna (sailfin molly)
Lineage: Eukaryota; Metazoa; Chordata; Actinopteri; Cyprinodontiformes; Poeciliidae
Gene: kcnq2b
Product: potassium voltage-gated channel, KQT-like subfamily, member 2b
Exons: 8
Biological process (GO): potassium ion transmembrane transport
Cellular component (GO): voltage-gated potassium channel complex; membrane
Molecular function (GO): voltage-gated potassium channel activity
Source: RefSeq, a predicted model, not a curated record
CCGGAGCCGUCACCGAGUCAGAAGGUCAGUUUGAAAGAGAGAGUCUUCUCGUCUCCACGGAGCUCCGGAACCAAAGGGAAGAGUUCUCCUCAGCACGUGGUUCCUCCGGGCAGUGUGGCUCCCGGCGUGGCAGUGGGCCCCAGCACCCCGGGGGGCGUCCAGGCGCUGCGUCGGUCUCCCAGUAUGGAGCCCAGUCUGGAUGACAGUCCCAGUAAGGUUCCAAAGAGCUGGAGCUUUGGGGAACGCAGCCGGACCCGGCAGGCCUUCAGGAUCCGAGGAGCAGCGUCCCGCCAGAACUCUGAAGAUGCCAGCCUGCCAGGUGAAGACAUGGCGGACGACAACAAGAGCUGCCACUGCGAAUUCGUCCCUCAGGACCUGACGCCGGGGUUAAAGGUCACCAUCAGGGCCAUCUGCAUCAUGCGCUUCAUGGUGUCCAAGAGGAAGUUCAAGGAGAGCCUCCGUCCCUACGACGUCAUGGACGUGAUCGAGCAGUACUCGGCUGGACACCUGGACAUGCUGGCCCGCAUCAAGAACCUCCAGGCCCGGGUGGAUCAGAUCGUGGGAAGAGGAACCCCCAUUGCAGACAAGGACCGUCCCAAAUCAGGUGGCGAGGAGAUACCUGAAGACCCGAGCAUGAUGGGACGUCUGGGGAAGGUGGAGAAGCAGGUCCUGUCAAUGGAGAGGAAGCUGGACUUUCUGGUGAACAUCUACAUUCAGAGAAUGGGAAUCCCUCAGGCAGAGACGGAUGCCUAUUUUGGGUCGAAGGAACCGGACCCGGCACCGCCGUACCACAGUCCAGUGGACCUGCAGGAGAAGAACCAAACCCUCUCCAAGAUCCUGCAGGUGUUGCCUGGCGACCACAUGGAGAGGACCCGCUUUGUGACCAAGAUGGUCCGCUCCAGCAGCUCCACCGGACACAGGAACUACGCCGCCCCCACCUGCCCGCCCUCCACCUCCUGGCAGCCAAUCAGCUCCCAGCUCCACCAGCAGGCCCCUCCCCCUCCACAGCGUAGCCAUGGCAACACCCCGAGCCCGGUGGGCGACGCUUCGCUGGUCCGCCUCCCCCCACCUCCAGCAGGGGAGAGACACGGCGGGAACCGACCCAGUCGGCACGGCGGCGGGGAGCGGGCCGGGACGGAGCGGAACGGGGACGAGGCGAAGCUCGACAGCGACACCUCGGUGUCCAUCCCGUCGGUGGACCAUGAGGAGCUGGAGCGCUCCUUCAGCGGUUUCUCCAUCUCCCAGUCCCGGGAGAACCUGGACUUCCUGAACAACGGGUUCUACCCGUCCGCCGGGCCGGGGGAGCAGCCGGCCGGCGGCAGCAGCGGAGGCUCCGUUCACCGCGCCGCCCGCCGGCCCUACAUCGCCCAGGGGGAGUCCGACUCCGACUCCGAGCUGUGCGCCCCCUCUCCGCACUCGGACCGGGCCUGGACCGGCACCAAGUAGGGCCGACCCGAAGCCGAACCAGCAGAACCCCUUUUUUAAACUCAGACCCGUCACUUAAACACCAGCUGUGGGCGAAGCUUUAUGCGGAAAUAGAUGGACUGAUGUCACCAUUUAUACAGCGAAUGCUUGCCACGCUCGCACCUGAUUGGUUCCCACUGACCAAUCAGACUCACUGUUUCCACAACAUCUGCUUGACCGAAUGACACGUGAGGAUAGCAGUUACCAUGGCAACCACAUUGUCCACCCACUGACCCGCCCAGAAUCCGGGUCGGUUCGGUUUUAAAUCAGAACCUCAGGUUCAGACAUAAACACAGAACUUAUUUCUAAUUUUCUGCUUUUUUUUCUGAAACUUUUUGUCUCCUGGUUUGGAUCUCCAGCACAAACCCUCCAGGUACCUUCAGGAGCCGCCACCAGAACCAGAAGCGGACCUCUCCUGGUUCCCUUUGAUGAAGCUGAUCAGAACAUGUCCGUCUCUUUGGUUCUGGUUCAAUUUACAAUUAAAUAACCCUGAAUGUUGACCCUCAGCGUUCUUCUGUUCUGUCCGGUCAGAUUCUGGUACUGGAUUUCCGGGACGACUCCAGUUUGGUUCUGAGAACUUCUGUAUCUGACCUUUGACCUCAUGGGGAUCUCCAGCAGGUCUGAGGGCUGAAAGGGCCGAUUAAUAAAAUCCCGUUAAAAUAAACAUGUCUUCAUUCCUUCAACCUGAUCAGUCCCUCCAGGAUUUCAUGAUUGUUUUUGUGGAAGUAAUUUAGAAAUAUUUGAAGAAAUUUUGCAGUGACUGUGACUUUGCUGCUCACCAUAUCAACUAUAAAUUCACCAACAUAUAAAUGCAGUACUAAAACACACUGCCUCCUGCAGGUUGGCAACAAUUAACCUAAAUUUUUCGACAUCCACCGCAAAAAACUCAAUUAGUGCCAAAAAAUGAGGAUCUGUAGGUUUUCACAAAAUUAGAAUAAUGAAAAACUAGAGGGACUUACUGAUGUGAUUUGACACACUGAUAAAAACUGCUUUGGUUCAUAUGAUAAACUUAUCUUGAAGGCUCUGUUUAUGCGUUGCUCUGGCCGGAUUUGGCCGCCGGACUUUCAGUUUGACACAAAAUGUUUUAAAAUGUGUUCACAUCUAAUCCACAAAGAAUGAAACCAAUGACAGAAAUAUUAUUUUAUAAAGUUUGUUUUAACAGGUAGAAAAAUAUUUGGUUUGCUGUCAAAAAACAAUAAAAAAAGUACACACACACACACACAGAGAGCAUCAAUGCAUUCAAACUUGGAAAAAGCUCUCUCGGGCACAAGGAAGUGAAAAA